Saprolegnia parasitica CBS 223.65 is the source of this 777-nucleotide messenger RNA. RefSeq lists its product as hypothetical. The coding region runs from base 1 to 777 and encodes 258 amino acids. The record is from RefSeq and is a predicted model, not a curated record. NCBI's taxonomy places the organism in Eukaryota, Oomycota, Saprolegniomycetes, Saprolegniales, Saprolegniaceae. The transcript is spliced from 2 exons.
AUGAAUCGCCAGCCAGCGACGGCGGAGACCAAGCGGGUCUGUACGCGCGAGGCUGCCACGCGCUCGCCGAGCCUGCCAAGCGUCGUGGUCUAUCUCAUUCUCGAAGCGCUUCGCGACGGGAAGAGCGUGACUGCCUUUCUAUCGGCCCUGCCGCCGUUGACGCUGCCGCCCGAGCUCAUCGCGCUCCGCGACCUCGGCGCUGUCGUAAACCUCGCUUGCCACUGGCCGGUCGUGCACAUCACCAAGAUUCCGAUCCAGUACGCUCGUCUCGGUGUCGCUGCGCUGCCAGUUUUCGCCGGUGUCUACAUUGACGCAGGCUUUACAGCCCUCGAUUGGCUCGACGCAACGCCCCAGAAGGCCGUGACGCUGGUCGUGGACCCCUCCGUGCCUGGCACGCUCACGACGUUUGCGUACAACUGGGGCGACGGCAUCACCGCUGUCGUUAUCAAGGGCCACAAGGUCGCGCCCGACCCGAUCCCGGACAUGCUCGGUCGCUGCGUCAACGUGCAGAGUGCGAGCAUCGAGGGCGCCGCGACACAAGCUGCUGCAGCCGCCUACCUUGCGGCCUUAUCGACGCAACACUUGCGCACGCUCAAGGUGACUGCCAACGGGACGGGUCCGACCCCGUGCGACGUCCCUCCACCUCGCCUGCGCCUCUGUGACAGAUCCGACAGCGCUGGCCAGCGCAAUCCGAGCGUGCGCUACGCUCUCGACAUUGCAUCUGGACGGCGUCGUGGACGUGCAAGCAGCCUUGGCGACCGCCGGUGGCACUUUUGA